AUGUGGCAAAAGAAAGAGCAGGGAGGGUCGAGUUCUACCUUGAGCAGUGAUAUUAAUGAGAAGGAAACACCAAAAAUGGGGAAGGAACCUGAACAUGUGGCACUUGAAGGUGAUGAUGGGAGCUGGACAGAAGCGCUGAAAGGCAUACGUGAUAAAGGCCAUGGGGGUUACAUGAUAGUUUCUUGGAACAUAAGGGGGCUGAAUAAGGUAGCUAAGCAGAAAGAGAUAAGCUCCCGUCUCUUUAAGCUACAGCCUAAUAUUGCGAUAUUGCUAGAAACCAGGGUUAAGAAGGAGAAAGCUGAGAAAUGGAGGCAAAAAAUUGGUGGGAAUUGGCAGGUUUGUGAUAACUAUAGAAAUCAUGCCAAUGGGAGAAUUUGGAUCUUAUGGCAAGGUAGUAAGGUGAAUAUUCAAACAGUGAGUAUGACUGAUCAAAUGAUUCACUGUGGGUUGUAUGGCAGGGAUGGUAAAUUUGUGCAGUGGCUUACUGCAAUGUAUGCAGCUAACCAGCUCGAGAGAAGGAAAGAGUUAUGGAAAGAUAUAGAGAGAUUAGGAUCCAAUCAGCAGGGGCCUUGGAUUAUGCUUGGGGAUUUUAACAAUGUACUGGGGUUCCAUGAGAGGAUUGGAAGGAAUGAGGUCAAAGAGGCUGAGUUUAGUGAUCUUAGAGAGAUGAUGGUGGCUACUGGACUCUUUGAGGUUGACUGUAUUGAUGAUAAGUUCACUUGGUAUAACAAACAUGCUGAAGGUGCUAUCUAUUCUUGUAUAGAUAGAGUGAUAGGAAAUCUGGCCUGGAUCCAAAGUAAUAAAGAUAAAACUGUUCACAUCUUGGAGCCUGGAAUUUCUGAUCAUGCAAUGUUGUGCAUCAAAGGUAAUGAGCAAGUUGUUAGAAAGAAGACAAGUUUCAAGUUUAUAAAUGCUGUGAUAGAGGCUGAGGGGUACAGGACAGAAGUGGAAAAGAAUUGGAAAAGGAAGAUACAUGGUAAUAACAGUCAAAUGAUGUGGAACAAACUCAAGAGAUUGUAG
Molecule: messenger RNA, 1020 nt
Organism: Vicia villosa (hairy vetch)
Lineage: Eukaryota; Viridiplantae; Streptophyta; Magnoliopsida; Fabales; Fabaceae
Exons: 2
Coding region: 1-1020 (339 amino acids)
Molecular function (GO): catalytic activity
Source: RefSeq, a predicted model, not a curated record